This is a messenger RNA of Naegleria gruberi, 2157 nucleotides long. RefSeq lists its product as uncharacterized. Lineage: Eukaryota; Heterolobosea; Eutetramitea; Acrasida; Naegleriidae. The transcript has a single exon. The record is from RefSeq and is a predicted model, not a curated record. Bases 1 to 2157 code for a protein of 718 amino acids.
AUGGCACAACAUCAAUACCACUACAUUCUCAAUACACAAGAAGAAUUUAAUUAUUCAAAUUAUGUUCCGAAUAAUGUUCGUCCAGAGACAAAACUUCAGGAAAUUAAGAAAAUUUUCAAGGAAUGUUUCGGAAAUGUAGAGUUAAUUGUUGAAUGUUUGAAGGGAUUUGAUGAGAAAACUUAUGCCAACUUGUGUUAUACCGAGUGGAAAGAGUCGAAUUUCUUAUCGAGAAUAUCUAAAUGGUUAUUCCUGGGAUUCGGAAAAGAAGAAGAACAAUCAGAAUUGUUAAAUAAUAGUAGUAGUAGUGGUCGUAGUAGUGCAGUAAAAUAUGAUACAAGAAUUGUUGGGGAGUAUUUUAAAAUUUUGGAUAUGGCAAUUAUGCGUGAUCUUACCUAUAGUAAUGUGAUCAAUUCUUAUUCCUUAUUCCCUUCAAAGAAUGAACGAGUGUGGAAUGAAAUUGUUAAUUAUUGUCUUUAUUUGAUAGAUUUGGCUGAUUCUGCAGAUAGAGGUUUGACAAUUUCGUAUGCUCUGAGGAGAUUUAUUCAGAGAGACAAUAGAAUUAAAGAUCUUGUUGCAGAAAAGAGAGAAAACUUGAUUCAAAUGAUGAUUAGAUUGACUAGAUUUCCAACCAAUCAAACAUUAUUGACGAGUAAUCAUUCUCUGAUGGUUUAUUGGACUCUCAAGUUGCUCGAAUUGAGUGGUGUAGAGAAAUGGAAUGGAAUAAUUGAAUACGAAACAACUUUGGAGAAAAUUCAGGGAUUUUACUUGAAAGCAUUAGUUAGCACUCUUCCUGAAAACUUGCUUGAUAGGCAUUGCGCUAAAUAUCAUAUUGAACCUUAUGAAAUUGUAACAGAGGUGUUUAAUCUUUCCAAUUCUUGCUAUUUGAAGAACGGUGACUCUGUUUCUUGUCUAUUUGAUGAUCAAUUGAUUUGUAUGAGAGAAUUUACAAUAGUUUCUAUGGCAAAUACUAUCAUGAAUAGAUCAGGGAUUGAAAUCGAUGAGUUAAUGCUUAAUUCCUUAGCUAGAGCUCUCAAGUUGCAAAAUGACAAUAAUGCGUGUAAGCUUUUCAGCGCGACGAUUUCUUCCUUCUUUGAGCAAAAUCCCAAACAACCGAUUUCUGAGCUCAAUUACUCCAUAAUUAAUCUAUACUGUUCCAUAAGAAUGCAAUCUACCUUCAAAUUAUAUUGUGAAAUAUUCAAUAGUAAUGAACAAAGAGUAUUCAUUUCCAAUACUAUUAUGGAUCCUUUUCUCGACCAUUUUAUGGAAAUAAGGAAAGGAAAAGACUAUACUGAUUUGAAGAAUAUUAUAGACUGUUUUGAUGCAUUUGGGGAGAGUAGUUCGUUUCUUGAUGAGAGAAUGGUGACCCUGUUUGUGGAUUUUGGUCAAACAUAUAGUGUAUUGGGGGCUUUUGCAUCUAUUAUUCAAAAUAGAGGAGCUGAGCUGAUGAACAUCAUGGAUGGAGCAAUGUGCAAUCGUUUAGAAAAACGGUUAGAAAUACGUAUUUCAAGGUAUUGUGACGGUGGUUGGUUUGCUGUUUUAUGCUCAGCACUGGAAAGUGGAUUAUUUUGGAAUAUUAUUGAAAAAUCGAGGCAAUUAACUGAGCCAAACUUUACAAUAACUGAGAAAUUCAAACAAGGCUACACUUUAGAACUUGUGAAAAAAGUGAGACAAGAACAUGAAGGUGGCACUGCUGAUCCUCCUUUCUACAUUCUCUACUGUUUGUGGUUCCUCUUAAUGGAGAACAUUGAAAAAUCUAACAAGGUUAGUAGAGGAAAGAAAAAUGAAAUGUACAGAGCUCUCGUUAAACUAUCUUUGAUUCCAAGAGAUUAUGACUGUGGCAGUCCUUUUGAUUCUGUGUUUGCCUUCUUCCUACUUGCAGAACUUGAGGAAAAUGUGGAAGAAAACAUGAGUAUUAUUUUGGAAAAUAUGGAUGCAAUCAUUAAUAGUAUGUAUGAACAAUCAAACAGAAGCACAAGCUUUUUAAGCUUUGCAAUAAGUAGAUUAUUGGAAAACAUUGAAAGAUUCCUCUAUCACUACAGUGGAAGAGAUGAAUUGCAAAAUGCAAUUCGAUUCGAAUUAAAACAGGCCUUAAUUCACUUGCCAACAGAUGAGCAUCCAAAACUUUUAGAAGCCAUUCACAAGCUUAUCGAUAAUUAA